Molecule: messenger RNA, 1297 nt
Organism: Echinops telfairi (small Madagascar hedgehog)
Lineage: Eukaryota; Metazoa; Chordata; Mammalia; Afrosoricida; Tenrecidae
Gene: IGFBP1
Product: insulin like growth factor binding protein 1
Exons: 4
Coding region: 135-947 (270 amino acids)
Biological process (GO): regulation of insulin-like growth factor receptor signaling pathway
Cellular component (GO): extracellular region
Molecular function (GO): insulin-like growth factor II binding; insulin-like growth factor I binding
Source: RefSeq, a predicted model, not a curated record
CAGUCACUGUGCCUCAAGACUGUUGCCUCUGGCAGCCAACGCAUCUCGACACCAUCAGCACCCACUGCCACCACCCUCCGCACCGUGCCUGUUUGCCACCGCUGGCCACCGUCUUCCACUGAUCCUCGUCUGUGAUGGCGAAGACUUCCGCUGCAAGCGCCUGGGCGCUGCUCAUCAUGCUGGGCAUCCUCCUUGGUGCCGUUGCUGGUGCACCCCAGCCCUGGCGCUGUGCGCCCUGCUCUGAAGAAAAGCUGGCACUCUGUCCGCCAGUGCCGGCCUCUUGCCUGGAGGUCGCCGCACCAGCUGGCUGUGGUUGCUGCCAGACGUGCGCCCUGCAGCUUGGAGCUGCAUGUGGCGUGAGAACGGCUCGAUGUGGCAGUGGGUUGAGCUGCCGAGCACUACCUGGGGAGCCACGUCCCCUCCAUGCCCUGACCCGUGGGCAGGGUGCCUGCAUGCCUGUACCAGAUGACAGCAAAACUGACCUCAGUGCAGAGGCCACAGACUUGAAGGCCUCCUCAGCCCCAGAGACUGUGCCACCCGAGAGUACUGAGAUGACCCAAGAGCAGCUCCUGGACAGUUUCCAUCUGAUGGCCCCUUCUGGGGAGGACAGGUCCAUCCUCUGGAAUGCCAUCAGCACUUACGGAAACCUCAGAGCUCACGAGACUGAGGACACCAGGAAAUGGAAGAAGCCAUGCCAACGAGAACUCUACAAAGUAUUGGAUAGAUUGGCCAAAGCCCAACAGAAGGACGGAGAAGCAAUCUACAAGUUUUAUCUGCCAAACUGCAACAAGAAUGGAUUUUAUCACAGCAAACAGUGUGAGACAUCCUUGGAGGGCGAGGCUGGACUCUGCUGGUGUGUGUACCCCUGGAGUGGAAAGAAGGUUCCAGGGACCCUGGAGGUCAGGGGAGACCCCCAAUGCCACCAAUACUUUAAUAUACAAAGCUGAACACAAAUGCAGUAUAAUAUGUAAUUUCACAUGAAAUAUUUAAGUAUAUAUAUAUAUAUAGUAUAUUUAUAGUCUAGAACACACACACCUGUCUAUGUAUGUAUAUGGAUGACUUUUUAUACUCCACAUAUUACUUGGUAUAUAAAGUUGUUAGUUUAUUUAUUCACUGUAAGUUUAUUUUUUUCUACACAGAAUCGUGAUAUCUUAAUUUAUAUAUCAUGAAAUGUUUCACCAUAUUAUAUUAAAAUACUUGCAGCUUACAUCUUCUGAAGGUCAUGCUUCUGUGUGUUUUUUUAAAUAGGGAAAUAAAUCUGUAAAAUACAAAAUAAAACACUGAUUUUUGAAAUGGA